Molecule: messenger RNA, 948 nt
Organism: Oldenlandia corymbosa var. corymbosa
Lineage: Eukaryota; Viridiplantae; Streptophyta; Magnoliopsida; Gentianales; Rubiaceae
Source: the annotation of a GenBank genome assembly
CUAGGAAUUAUCGUAUUUGAUUGGAAUUAAAUGCCAAGGUUGAAACCUUUUGCGAUAAUUGAAUUUCAACCUUGUUUUGAUACUUUUGCUAGGUCUCCCUCGAUUCUAUAUAACCCUGUGUCUUUUUUUUUUUUUUUUUUUGGGUAAUUUGGUCCGUCACAUACCUUUGGAAUCUGUCUUAGUUUGUAUAACAUGAAGUUUACAUUUUACCGUCACCAGCCUGGUUUAAUUAUCGUUAUAUUCUUAAGCACUACCUCUUCGUAUGUCUGUAUCAAUUGUUUUGAUUUUCUGAAGUUGUGAAUCAAAAUCAUUAUGUUAAUAUUUGUAGGCUCCUACCAUAGGUUGAGUGCAGAUUCCAAACAAAAGUAAAGUAUUUGCAUACACAGAUGCUGAGGACCAUGAUUUAAUACCUUUAUUGAUUCGAAAUCUUAGGAAACUCAUGUAAGUUUUCGACACUUAUUAAUCUAAAAAACAUUCCAAUACUAUUGCCUUAUUUUGUUAGUUGACUCAUAGUUCAUUGAAAUAUGAGUUGAACUAUUCUGGCGUAGUUUAUGUUAUUAGGGCCUUUUAUUUUAAUAAUGAUACUCUUGAGGAGAACAUGAGUUGCUGAAGUUAAGAGGUAAUAUGACAAGGAUGAAAUUGGUGUUAACUGUUUUGCUAAUCUGCUCUUUGCAGUCAAUGGAAAGCCAACCUACCUUUUGUUCACAUAAGUUAUUUGCGAGGCUUGUUUUGAUACAAGAAGAAGCAAGGAAUCUGAUGGGGGGUAUUCUAGAUGAAGGAAAUGGUCCUAGUUUUAAAAACCAUUUGAAUGGAGUUGCAGGGAAGGGUAAUGUUUCCGGUAUUAACUCUUUUGUGCUGGCAUUCUUCUUGAGAUUGGCAAAAGGUAUUAAGAAUGAAAGAGUCAGUACCUCUCCUCUCACUGAGAUCCAGACAAAGGAAAGAGCUUGA